AUGCAUCUCUCCAGGUUGGUUCUACUGGCCUCAUCGGCUGUUGCUGCGUCUGUAUCCAGACAGGUUGAGCUGGGCAAGAAUGACUACUUUGUCAGUCCGGAACCUGCGUGGAAUAUCAGUCCAUGGACUCCUUUGCUGAAUAGCACCGAGGAGCUUAUUCCUCUUACUGUCGUCCAUUUAAAUGCAUCGGGCAGUGCGCAGUCUGUCAAGGCUGUGCUGGAAACAUACAACCAGACAGAUGAUGUGUGGACGCCAGACUUUACAAAGAUCCUCUGCAUCCAAUCUCAAUCAUCCAAAGGCAAAAGUAUCAGUCCCUCCUCACUCGGUGAAUACAGUGUCGAUAAGGUUCUGUACAAGAACUCAAAGGAAAAGGUCCCUGCUGGACCUUACUUUCUGAAUGCAUACACCGGUAUGGUGUAUCAAGCAUAUCGACUAUACGCAGAUACAAACCAGGCCUUCAUCCAGACCUCCUACCAAAACAAACAUGGAGUCCAUCACAACCUCCGCGCAGCAACACAAUCUGCUGGAGGAUUAACUGUCGCCGUCCCAUCUCGUCUCUACUUCACCCGUACAUCCGAGAAACCCCUCGCUGGUCUCCGACUUGCCGUCAAGGAUCUAUACGAUCUGAAAGGAAUGAAAACCAGCGGCGGAAACCGGGCACUUUUCGAAAUGAGCAAGACGAAGAAUGCUACCGCCACUGCCGUGCAGAAACUCAUCAACGCCGGUGCGAUUGUCGUGGGAAAGAACAAACUGUCUGAAUUUGCCUACGCAGGUGAUGGAGUCCCUGAACACAUUGACUAUCUCCUUCCAUUCAAUCCUCGUGGGGAUGGAUAUAACUCUCCUGGUGAUAGCUCUGGUGGAUCCGCUGCAUCUAUCGCGAGCUAUGACUGGCUUGAUGCGAGUAUGGGCAGUGAUACCGGCGGUUCCAUCCGCGGCCCUGCGGUGCUGAACGGUAUUUAUGGGAAUAGGCCAUCUCAUAGGGCUGUCGAUCUCACUGGUGCUCUUGUUCUGUCUAGUUCGAUGGACACGAGUGGUAUUUUGGCCAGAGAUCCACAGGUUUGGUCUGCUGUUAACAAAGUCCUGUACGCUGGAUAUGCAAAGGAGUACAGAAAGUACCCCCGCAAGAUCUAUCUCGACGAAUCCAUCAGUCGAUCGGAAUAUCCCGGAGUCAGCAACUUCAUCAAGGGUCUGACCAGGGUGUUGCAAGGAACACACAGCAACUUUUCCAUCGCUGAUACCUGGGCGAAUACAACCCACACAGGGAGUCUGAAACAGGUCGAAAUAGCGAACAGUAUCAGCCAAAUAUACGCCAACCUGACGCAGUACGAACAAUGGACGGAAUUCGGCCAGGAAUACGUGGAGUCAUGCAAGAAGACUCACAAUGGUGAAUUCCCGCAUAUGUCGCCUUCUACUCGGAAGGGAUGGCUAUCUGCCAAUGCAACCAUGAACGAAACUAUGCACGAGGAGCUUCUCGAUCAGAUUGAGCAGAUAUCCAACUGGACGUCGGAGUAUGUCUUCAAGCAGGACGAGCACACCUGCUCCGACUCCAUCUACGUGUACACCCAGGGUGCCCCGGUUGCCAGUUACAAGCCGCAGGUGACGCGCGAUGUAAGCAAUCCGUGGGUGGCAGACAUGCUGUCAGUCCUCGGAGAAGCCCAGAUGAAAGUCGCCAUGAAUUGCUCCACGGCCAGCCAAGACCAGGAUAACCACGGCCAAGAUAACCAAGACGAAGACCAACCUACGUCUCGCCCACACGUACCCGUCCCGCCAAGUCGGCUUGCCUCGGUGGCGGGUCUACCUGAUUUUGCGUUGACAGUCGGAUCGGCCAUUUCGGAAGUGGUGUCUAACUCGACGAUGUUGAAUCAGACGCUACCGUAUGGUGUUGAUAUCAUGACGAGGAGAGGAUGUGAUUUUAUGUUGCAGAAUUUGAUUAGUGAAUUGCAUCGGGAGGGUGUUAUCAAGACAGUCAAGACGGGGUCGGAUAUUCAUUGA
Aspergillus wentii DTO 134E9 is the source of this 1992-nucleotide messenger RNA. RefSeq lists its product as uncharacterized. The transcript is spliced from 2 exons. Bases 1 to 1992 code for a protein of 663 amino acids. The record is from RefSeq and is a predicted model, not a curated record. Lineage: Eukaryota; Fungi; Ascomycota; Eurotiomycetes; Eurotiales; Aspergillaceae.